Molecule: messenger RNA, 638 nt
Organism: Leptinotarsa decemlineata (Colorado potato beetle)
Lineage: Eukaryota; Metazoa; Arthropoda; Insecta; Coleoptera; Chrysomelidae
Source: RefSeq, a predicted model, not a curated record
GGAAAAAUCUUUGGGCGAGUUUAGUAACGAAGAGACCAUUGACCAUCUUGACAAACUUCUUAGAGAGUAUGAAGAAAUGAAACAUUCUUUCGACGAAGCACUGAAAAAUAGUAAAACGUACGUAGCCAUCACACCGGGGGACAUUGAAAGCAGCAUUAACGACUUAUUCAAACUCAAGCACAAUGGCGAAAGAAUCAGGAAACUUUAUCAGUGCCAGAAUAAAACCAGAUCGAAGGAAUUUAGAAAUGAAGAAUAUGUUUAUGCCGUCCCCAACAAGAAAAGAGAAUCGUCGUGGUUUUUAAAAACCAGAAAAUGAGGAGGCGAGUAAUUUCAAUGUUUCGAUAGUUCGUGACAUCAUCGUUUUCUUUAGAUAUAAUUUACUCAUAUCAGUAGGUACCCUCAAUAUUUUAUCAUAAAAUAUAAAAACAAAUCUCAUUAUGAUGAUUACGUUUUCAUUUGAUGUACUCUUAAGUCACUUCUAUUAUUAUUGGGAUCAUAAUAAAUCUGUAAUAUUCUAACAAUAUUUUACUUAUUUAGUGCCAGUUCCCAUACAUUAUUCAUUUCUUUUUAUUCAAAUUUGUAUUCCUACUUGUUGAAAAACCAAUAGUAUCAUGAAGAAAAUAUAUGUUGUAGGUAUA